This is a messenger RNA of Daldinia decipiens, 2365 nucleotides long. RefSeq names its product SDA1-domain-containing protein. Lineage: Eukaryota; Fungi; Ascomycota; Sordariomycetes; Xylariales; Hypoxylaceae. Gene Ontology annotation, cellular component: nucleolus. The transcript has 3 exons. Bases 65 to 2281 code for a protein of 738 amino acids. Gene Ontology annotation, biological process: ribosomal large subunit biogenesis; ribosomal large subunit export from nucleus. The record is from RefSeq and is a predicted model, not a curated record.
CAAUUCGCAUCCAUCACCUUUCUGGCCAGCCCCUCGCCGCCCGUAUUCUAUAACCUGCCUCAAGAUGGGCAAGAGAAAGGUCGCAGCCCUCGAGAAGACAGAGGCAGACCUUGCCGGUCUUCAGUAUAAAAUUCGCAAGGAUCCAGAAGCAUAUGAGAAGGAGUUCAUUGAGAAUUGGCAACAGUUCGAUGCUGCGCACGAAAAGUUUCUAGCUGCUCCCGUGGGCGCUGACUCUAACUCACUUAUAACUUUUCGCGAACAGAUAGAUCUAAUUGCCCAUUGCGCCGAGCUGUAUCCUCAGAUAGCUGCGACAUUCCCCGACGACCUUAAAGAUGUACUUACCAAGCAUCAUGCUGUAUUGGAACCUACCCUACGAGAGAAGAUAGUAUCUAGCCUUACACUACUGCGGCGCAAAGAUGUUAUCGACAGCAACUAUCUCCUCACUACCCUAUUUCCCAUUCUCAUCAGCACUCCCUCCAAAUCCUUAAGAAUGAUCCUCUACCAGAAAAUAUUGAGCGAUAUACGGAACACAAAUACGAAGACAAAAAAUCACCGAGUAAACCGGACUAUGCAAACCGUCCUCUAUAACCUCGUUACUUCAGAUCGCUCUUCUCCAAAAGCUUUAUGGGCCGUCAAAUUGGUACGGGAAUUAUGGCGGCGUCAAAUCUGGAGUGAUGCUAAAACCGUUGAUAUUAUGCGCCAAGCUUGCCUGGCAGAUAACGAGAAGGUGAUUUCGGGAGGUGUAAGAUUUUUCCUUGGGGGAGACAAAGAACGUGAAGAGUAUGAGGACGAAAGUAGCGACGAGGAGACGAUCGAUAUUAGAAAAGUUAAACACUCGAUCGAGAUCAACAAGAAGACGAAGAAAUCUAAAAAGGCUCUCGACAGGGCUGUCGACAAAGUCAAGAGGCAGGACCGAAAAAAGAAUGCACCACAUCCGCUCAACUUUCCAGCACUGCAUCUACUACAGGAUCCUCAAGGCUUUAGCGAGAAUUUAUUCGAGAAGCACCUCCAGAAUUCUAAGUCUAGGCUUUCCCUCGAGAGUAAGCUUCUCGUCUUGCAGCUCGUCACCCGUCUGGUUGGACUGCACAAGUUGACUGUUAUCUCUCUUUACUCCUGGUUCAUCAAGUAUAUAUCUCCUAGACAGCAGUCGGCCUCGUCUUUCCUAGCGUCGCUCGCCCAAGGGACUCACAACCUAGUACCCCCAGAUGCAAUCGAGCCGUUGAUACAAAAGAUCGCAAACGAGUUUGUAUCUGAAGCAUCAGCAUCGGAAGUCUGCUCUGCAGGUCUUAAUGCAAUCCGCGAGAUAUGUGCUCGACAACCGCUAGCAAUGAAUGAAACGUUAUUGCAGGACUUGGUCGAAUACAGGAAGAGCAAGGACAAGGGAGUCAUGAUGGCUGCAAAGGGUCUGCUUUCAUUGUACCGCGAAAAGGGCGCGGAUAUGCUGCGGAAGAAAGAUCGUGGCAAGGACGCGACCAUGGGCCUCAGGAGCGGGGAUUUGAAACAGCCGAAGUUCGGUGAAGAGCAAGUUGGAGAAAUUGAAGGCCUCGAACUUCUAGCGAAGUGGAAAGAAGAGCAGAAGAAGCAGAAACGAGCCGAAGGAGAUGUGCCAGAAGGAGCUGAAAAGGGCGAAGACGAAGAGAACGACUGGGAUUCGGACGAUUGGGAAGUUGCAUCAACAGAUAGCAGCGACUCUGGGGAAUGGAUUAGGGUAAGCGAUUCAGAAGAUGAAGCAGAACCCGAACCAGAUGCCAAGAGGCAAAAGGUCAAUCCAGAUGACCCCGAGGAGGAUGAUAAAGAAAACGCAGAGAACGAGGCUAUUGAUUUCAUAAAAUUAGCCACGACCCAGAUUCUUACACCCGCCGACUUGGCCAAACUUCGCGAAUUACGAAUGGAAGCCAAUAUCGAUAAAGCUAUGGGCAGCAGCAAGCGCAAGAAGGAGCUGGAAAGCCGACAUGUCGACGAAGGAUUAACAGCAGAGCAUAUUGAAGCGCCAUCAAGGCUACGCAAGAGUACCAAGGAAGAACGAAUAGCACUGGCGAAAGAAGGCAAGCCGGAUCGCGAGGAGCACAAGUCUACACAGGCUAUACGAAAAUCUAAGAAAGAAGCCGAGGGUAAAUCUUCAACUAAUAAGGAGAAGGCACGCAAGAAGAACUUCAUGAUGACGCUAGGCAAGGCGAAAUCGAAGCAGAAACGAAGUCUUGUUACCACGAGGAAUAUUUUGAAGAACCAUAUCGAUAGAAGCAAAUCCGGUGGCAGGAGAAGGAAUGGUGUAUCACGAUAAUCAGUCAAAUAGAUUAAUACUUGGGCUAAGCGAGACUCAUUCGCUUUUCCUGUUGCUGAUGAAAUUAAUCUAUUCAACUAAUUU